AUGUUUUCCCGCGUUCCACAGACUCAAGCUCGCUCAUGCUCCACCUUCUCUGCCCCUCCACUCGACGGGACACUCACUCUUCCAGAGCUCUUUGAAUGGCAGAGUAGACACUCUCCCAAUCAUCGUAUUUUCACCUUCUCGCGAGAGGAUGGUACUAUUGGGAACAUAUAUUGGCCCGAGGCUAUUCGCGCCGUGCAUACGGGUGCAAGGAUCAUUCAGGACCGUCUAGGCGCUAAACGCGAGUCAAAGGAUGCACCUGUAGUUGCCAUACUCGCACAUUCUGAUGCCAUCCCGUACCUCACCAAGCAAAUAGCCAUUUUACGUGCGAACUGCGUGGCCUUCCCGAUUUCUCCGCGCAAUUCCCCUGCGGCUACCACCCAUCUCCUAGUCACCGCAAAGGUUCGGCACAUCCUCGUUGGUCGGGAGCAAGCGAUGCUCGAUCUUGCGCAUAGCGCGCUCAAGGUAUUGGAAUCUCAGCAUCCCUCAGACCCUCUGCCGCAGCUUUCCUCCAUGCCUCUUUUUGAAGACUUAUACCUUCGCGGCGACGACCUCGCUGACCUCGUGGAGAGAUCGACUGCGUUUCCAAAGCCAAUACACGUCACACAUCGUCGCUUCUUUGAACUUGGUUUGAUACCAUGGUUUAGCGAGCAUGACUUGACCGACAAGGUUCUUUCGCUACACGCGAUGCCGAUGUACCACGGGAUGGGUACCAUGCAAGCCAGUUGGACGGCCUCCUGUGGGCUGGUACUGAGCGUGUUCGAGCCAAAGUCGCCCACUCCCAUACCGACCCCUGACUUGGUGUUACUCAAUGCCAAAGCUACACGCAGUGAUCUCGUGUUCUGUGUUCCGGCGUUCAUCGAAGCAUGGUCGAGAAGUCCUGAAUAUGUUACAUGGCUUGCCUCGCGUCAGGGAGUGCUAUACGGUGGAGGCCCCUUGGGCAAAGAAACCGGAGAUUAUUUAACAUCAAAAGGCGUAUCUAUUUACAUAUUGUAUGGAUCGACUGAAGCUGGGGUUAUGAGUCCCAUUAUACCUGCCCAUGUCGAUUACGAUUGGGAUUACUUCAGAUUUCGUGAAUAUAUGAAGACGGAGAUGGUACCUUACGGCGACAACACUUUCGGACUAGUCAUAAUAGCCAGCGAGUUCAACAAGCCAUCGGUUUUGAACACGGUUGUCUCCGGCGUUAAAGCAUACGCGACCUCCGAUUUACUCGCACCCCACCCGACCAAAGCAGGAUUCUGGAGGGUCUAUGGCCGCACAGAUGACCAAAUCAUGCAUAGCACGGGCGAGAAGACCAAUCCUGGCCCCCUAGAGAGCAUACUCUAUCAGGAUCCACAUGUGCAAUCAUGCGUGAUGUUCGGCCGUGGUCGCUUCCAAGCGGGCGUACUCAUAGAUGUAAAGCCGCAGUUCAAAUUUGAUCCAUCGGACGAGGUUGCACUUGCUGCCUUCCGAAAUGCGAUAAUGUCAACAGUAGAAAGAAUGAACGAGUACGCGCCGCAGCACUCACGCAUCUUCAAGGAGAUAAUUAUUGUGUCCAAACCGUCUAAGCCGUUCACGUAUACCGCGAAGGGAACUCCACGCCGUCACGCUGUGAUCAAGGAUUAUGAUGAAGAAAUCCACGAGUUGUAUAAGCUCAUCGAUCAAAGCACGCUGUCCAACAUUCCGGCGCCGCCUGAGUGGGAUAUAGUUGACAUUACAGAUUUCGUCCGUGCAGUCAUUGCGAAGGUCAUGACGCACGAUGUCGGCGAUCACGAUGACCUGUUCGAGCAUGGGUGCGACAGCUUGCAGGCAACGUGGAUCCGCAACUCUCUUCUACGAGCGGUACGUAACUCUGCCGAGCUGGAAACUCGCAAGUCUGCCAAAACCUUUGUCUACGAGCACCCAACAAUCGCCAGCCUCGCUGCUUUCAUAUCGUCCGUGGCGUCGGGGAUCGAAAACGGCAAGGAGAUCUCUCAGCAAGCCCGCGUGGAUGCCAUGAAUGCAAUGAUUUCCACGCAUACAAAGGCGUUUCCGGCUCACAAGGAAAGUCUGCGCUCAGCACUCUCGUCCCUGGAUGGGGAUGUAGUAGUUCUGACAGGAACGACUGGUAGCCUCGGCUGCCGAGUCCUCGCUGAGCUGGCAUCGGACACCACUGUUGCCAGAGUUUAUGCCUUGAAUAGAUCAUCGAGCAGUGAGCAGACGUUGUCCGAACGACAGAAGCUGGCUAUGGCUACGCACGGUCUGGAUGCUGGCUUGUUGCAAGGGGGCAAGGUUAUCCUGCUAGAGAGUGACGUUGCUUCGACGAACCUCGGUCUUCCUGAAGAUGUGUAUGAGGAGGUCACCUGGCCCGUGGAUUUCAACCUAUCUCUGGCAUCGUUCGAAAAAAGCGUGAAAGGCUUACGCUCUCUCAUCGACUUUGCGCUUGGGUCUCCUCAAGCGACUCCCCCGAAGUUGCUGUUCAUGAGCUCUAUUAGCGUUUUCCGCAACCUUCCCGGCGGUGAUGUGCAGAGCGAAAGCCAUAUCGAGCCCACAAUAGCAGCUGGAACCGGGUAUUCCGAGUCGAAAUGGGUAGCCGAAGAGAUCCUCUGCCGUGCUUCUGCAGCAACCACGCUCAUGUCUGUGAUCGUCCGUAUUGGUCAGAUAUGCGGCGGUCCCGACGGGGCAUGGAACGCCGGAGAGUGGUUUCCUUCUCUCAUGAAAAGUGCUCAGAAGCUAGGCUGUCUUCCAGAUGAUCAGAGGACGGUGGAUUGGAUCCCGAUCGAUAUCGCUGCGACAGCAGUGAUCCAGUUCCGCGGUGUUUCACGCACAUGUUCCGUCCACCUCGUACAUCCCCGUCCCGUUUCUUGGUCGUCCAUCGCCGCUGUCAUCGCGAGCGAUCUAUCUGCCAAGCUUGUCUCGUACAAGGAGUGGUUGACAGCUCUGGAACAAGCACGUAGUGGAAUCCCCUUCGCGCCCUCCCGGCUGCCUUUCUUCCAAUCAGUCCUGAAGGCGCCAGGAGCGCAUGCCUUGGGCUUCCCUGUGCUCGAAACGACUCACGCGACUAGCUCAGCUGCCAUCCUGAGAGACCCCGGUCUGCGACAGUUGCGCUCGGGCGACGCGAAGAGUUGGCUGGCUUACUGGCGCGAGGUUGAAUUGUUGUCGAUGCCUGCGUAA
This is a messenger RNA of Laetiporus sulphureus 93-53, 3129 nucleotides long. Its product is annotated as acetyl-CoA synthetase-like protein. The record is from RefSeq and is a predicted model, not a curated record. The transcript is spliced from 18 exons. Gene Ontology annotation, molecular function: phosphopantetheine binding. Lineage: Eukaryota; Fungi; Basidiomycota; Agaricomycetes; Polyporales; Laetiporaceae. The coding region runs from base 1 to 3129 and encodes 1042 amino acids.